AACUUUCUUCCUCGCUCUUUCUCUCUCUCCGUGCGUCUGCGGUCUGCCAUCGGCAUCGCCCCCACCCCACCACCACACGUCCACCUCUCCCGCAAUUGGGAAUUUCUCCUCACCGCCUCGUCUCUGCCGGGCUCGCUCGUACGUCGCUCCCCACCCGCAAUGGCGGCCACUUUCGCCCUCCUCCUUCUCCUGAUCCUGUCCUCGUCGGUCCGCGCCGCCCCCGACGCCGUGGUGUCCAGGAUCGCCUUCGGAUCCUGUGCCAACCAGAGCGAGCCCCAGCCCAUUUGGAACGCCGUCGCGGGGUUCGACCCGCAGGUGUUCGUCUGGCUCGGGGACAACGUCUACGGCGACAACAAGCGCCCAUUCCGGGUCUUCGGGAGGGAGCGCACCGUGGGGCCCUGGAAGAACGUGCCGCGCUUCUACCCUUCCACCGAGGAGGAGCUGCGGAGGCGGUACCAGCUCGCCAGGGCGCAGCCCGGGUACGCCAGGCUCAGGGAGAGGGCUCAGGUUCUUGGAACAUGGGAUGACCAUGAUUAUGGAUUGAAUGAUGCAGGAAAAGAACUUAGUGGGAAAGUGAUUGCUCAAAGGCUUAUGUUAGAUUUCUUGGAUGAACCUGAAGACAGUAAACGGAGGAAACAAGCUGGUGUUUAUGCCUCAUACAUGUUUGGCCCUGAAGGAAAACGUGUGAAGGUAAUCUUGCUGGAUACCAGAUAUCACAGAGACCCGCUAUUAAGUGAUGGAACUAUUCUGGGAGAUCCCCAGUGGCAGUGGCUAGAGAGGGAGCUUCAUGGUCCACAAUCAGAGAUCACCAUCAUUGGAUCUUCGAUCCAGGUAGUGUCUAAUCUUUCAGCCACUACUGGGCCUUUGUUCUAUGUGGAGUCCUGGGCACGCUUCCCGAGGGAGAGAGAAAGGCUGUUCAGAUUGAUUGAUAGUAGUAAGAGACCUGGAGUGCUAUUUAUUAGUGGGGAUGUCCAUUUCGGAGAAAUCACCAGAUUCGAUUGUGGAGCUGAAUACCCAUCAUAUGAUGUUACUUCGAGUGGUCUUACCCAAUCUGUCGAGAACUCUGUGCCAGAAGUGUUUCAACCUCUUAUGAGACUUCUGGCAAUACUAACACCAACUACCAUGCGAGUUUUGAGCCCAAAUUGCCAAUAUAAAUCAUGUACAAUAGGCCAACCAAAUUUUGGAGCGAUUGAAAUUGAUUGGAACGCUGUACCUCCGCGGAUUAAACUUGAACUAAGAGAUGUUGAGGGUCAUUCUGUUCACAGCGUAGAGUUCCCUAUAUCUGAACUGCAGCCCUCGGAAGCGCAUGCAAUCAAAAGACAAACCCAUACUUUCCAACGUCACUGUACUCUCGAAACAGAGCUCCCAUGGCUAACACGAUACCGGCUUGCUCUGAUGCUGUUUGUCAUCAUAGCUGUUUUUGCGGUGGUUGUGGUGAUGCUAGCGAUCGCCUGCUUGUCAAACUUUACCAAGUCCAGUAAGAAAAGCAAGAAGGAAUAGCUGUGAGCUGCAGAGGAGAAACGAAGAUUCGGUCCAGCUAUAAGCUGGAUUUCACACUGACCAGGGAUCACAUAUCUCAAACCAUGCCUUUGAGCAGGCAAGAGCCAGAUUGCACCACAGUAUCAAGCAGUACACUGCGUUGUGCAAUUUGCAAAGCGCAGAUUGGAUAAAUAGAUAUGAUAGCUAACAAAUAACUUACAACCAUGUGCCUGCCUCGUACAGCUUCGCUUUUUGUUUUCCGUCUUCAUGCCUUCCGCCCUGUUUUUGUUUUCUGGUAAGCAUUACAUUGACUAAGAAAAAUCUUGGCGGUGGAAGUGUCCCACAAGUC
Messenger RNA from Zea mays, 1828 nucleotides. Its product is annotated as alkaline phosphatase D. NCBI's taxonomy places the organism in Eukaryota, Viridiplantae, Streptophyta, Magnoliopsida, Poales, Poaceae. The record is from RefSeq and is marked validated.